Messenger RNA from Pyricularia pennisetigena, 1347 nucleotides. RefSeq lists its product as uncharacterized. Bases 1 to 1347 code for a protein of 448 amino acids. Gene Ontology annotation, molecular function: FAD binding. Lineage: Eukaryota; Fungi; Ascomycota; Sordariomycetes; Magnaporthales; Pyriculariaceae. The transcript has a single exon. The record is from RefSeq and is a predicted model, not a curated record.
AUGGCGCCCCUCAAAGUCCUCGUCAUAGGAGCCGGCGUUGGCGGCACGGGCGUGGCUUUUUGGCUCGGAAAGGCCGGCCACGACGUGACGGUCAUCGAGCGCGCUCCUCAACUCCGCGCCAACGGCCAGCAGAUCGAUCUUCGCGGCCAAGGCCUCACAGUCACUCGCCGCAUGGGCCUCCUCGACGCCGUCCGCAGCAAGCGGGUGGAGGAGCAAGGCGUCAUGUUCGUCGACAGCAAGGGUACGAACAAAGCCUUCCUGGGCAUCAACGACACCGGCAAGGGAGCGCAGGCCUUCACCUCCGAGUAUGAGAUCAUGCGCGGCGAUCUGAUCCGCAUCCUCUACGACGCCUCCCUCGAGAGCGGCAACGCCAAGUACGUCUUUGGCACCACCGUCACCUCCUUCUCCCAGGACAACGCGGACGCCAAGAGCGAGGAUGGCGGCAAGGUCCGCGUCACCUUGAGCGACGGCCGCGAGGAGGAGUACGACCUCGUCGUCGGUGCAGACGGCCAGGGCUCCCGCACGCGCCGUCAGAUCCUCGGCCUCACCCAAGGCCAGCCUGAUCCGACGUCAAAGUUUCUUGGCGUGUACGCCGGCUUUUACUCCCUGCCGCACGACGGCACCCGCCCCAACGUCGCGACCGCCUACCACGCUCCGGGCGGCCGGCUGACGUUGACGCGUGUCGACAACCCCAAGACCUUCCAAGUCUACCACAUGCUUCGGGCCGACCACCCGCUCGGCCGCGACUUUGGCAUCGCCCUUGCCAAGCGCGACGUCGCGGCGCAGAAGCAGAUCAUGGCCGAGGCCUACCAGGAUGCCGGCUGGGAGACUAAAAAGCUAGUCCACGGUAUGCUCAACGACAGGCAGGCCGAUGACUUUUAUGCCACCGACGUCGCCAGCAUCGUCAGCCCCGUGUGGAGCAAGGGCCGCAUCGUGCUGUUGGGUGACGCCGGCUACAGCUCCGCCACCUUCUCCGGCUUCGGAACCUCCAUGGCCCUGGUCGGCGCGUACGUGCUUGCCGGCGAGCUCACCAAGAACACGACCUUUGACAAGGAUCGGCCGAGAAAGUCGCUCGCCGACGGCCAAGCACACGUCCUGAAGGCGCUGCGUGGGUACGAGGACAUUCUCCGGCCCUUCGCCACAAAACUGCAGAACGCCAUCCCCGGCUGGAUCUGGUCCUUCACCAUUCCACACGCAGCUUGGGGAGUCUGGCUGCUGAGGUUUGUCGUCACCGUGUUGACCUUCCUCAGGAUCGACAAGCUCGCACAACGUUUCGGCUCCGACGACAAAGCAGAAUGGACUGUCCCCGACUACCCGGAGGUGGAUGCCUUGGUCAAGUCAUCUUGA